This is a messenger RNA of Syzygium oleosum, 2380 nucleotides long. RefSeq names its product cellulose synthase-like protein E6. Bases 67 to 2265 code for a protein of 732 amino acids. Gene Ontology annotation, biological process: plant-type primary cell wall biogenesis; cellulose biosynthetic process. Gene Ontology annotation, cellular component: trans-Golgi network; plasma membrane. The transcript is spliced from 8 exons. NCBI's taxonomy places the organism in Eukaryota, Viridiplantae, Streptophyta, Magnoliopsida, Myrtales, Myrtaceae. Gene Ontology annotation, molecular function: mannan synthase activity; cellulose synthase (UDP-forming) activity. The record is from RefSeq and is a predicted model, not a curated record.
UCGCCACACAUUUUGACAUUGAUACUGUAGAAAGAAGAUUUGGAAUCGGAGAAACAAAGACAAAAGAUGGUAGAGAAGAGUCAUGCUCCUUUGUUUGAAACGAAGUCAGCCAAGAACCUCUUCAUCUUCAGAUCGUACGCACUGUCCGUCUUCGUCGGCAUCGUCUUCAUCUUCUGCUACCGAGUUCAUCGCUUGCCGGAGCCAAACACGGCUGCGAAGUGGGCUUGGCUUGGAGCUUUCUUGUCCGAGCUCUGGUUCGCUUUUUACUGGUUCAUCACGGUGGUCGUGAGAUGGAACCCCGUGCAUCGCCGCACCUUCAAGGACAGGCUUUCUCGGAGAUACGAGAAGGUUUUGCCGGGGAUUGACAUAUUUGUUUGCACGGCAGAUCCCGUGAUUGAGCCACCGACCAUGGUGAUCAACACUGCCUUAUCGGUCAUGGCGUACAAUUAUCCGCCGGAGAAGAUGAGCGUCUAUCUCUCCGACGACGGCUGUUCCGACCUUACUUUCUACGCAUUGCUCGAAGCUUCUCAGUUCUCCAAGAAAUGGCUUCCCUUCUGCAGGAAGUUUAAUGUCGAACCAAGGUCGCCGGAGGCCUAUUUCGAAAGCGCCGUCAAAUCUCUAGACGAUUCUCUCAAGCGCCAGGAGUGGCUGUCAGUGAAGAACUUAUACGAAGACAUGAGGCAACGGAUCGAAGCAAUGGCGGAGCUGGGAAGUGUUCCAGACGACAUUCGGAAGCAGCACAAAGGAUUUCUCGAAUGGCACUCCGUCUCCAGCAGAAGAGAUCAUCAAACGAUUCUUCAAAUACUAAUUGAUGGGACAGACCCUACGGCUGUGGACGACGAAGGACAACCUCUUCCAACUCUAGUGUACCUAGCAAGAGAAAAGAGACCACAAUACCACCACAAUUUUAAAGCAGGAGCGAUGAAUGCAAUGAUUAGGGUCUCGUCGAAGAUCAGCAACGCGCCCAUCAUCCUUAACGUGGACUGUGACGUGUACUCAAACAACUCGGACUCGGUGAGAGACGCCCUUUGCUUCUUCCUGGAUGAGGAGAAUGGUCAUGACAUUGCUUACAUACAGUAUCCACAGAAUUUCGAUAACCUCACAGAGAAUGACUUAUACAGCAGUUCCUUGGGGCUAAUCAAUCACGUGGAGUUUCAUGGACUAGACGGCAAUGGCGGGCCUAUGUACAUUGGCACCGGGUGCUUUCACCGCAGAGAGGCACUGUCCGGGAGAAAGUAUACGCCAGAAGGCAAGACGGAAUCCUCGAAGAUGGACUGCCACGACCAGAAACGAGUCAGCGCCGGUGUUUUAGAGGAAACAUGCAUUACCCUGGCUGAUUGUGCAUAUGAAGAGAACACUGAUUGGGGAAAGGAGAUGGGUUUGAAGUAUGGAUGCGCGGUGGAAGACGUGCUUACCGGUUUAUCAAUUCAAUGCCGAGGUUGGAGAUCGGUCUAUUUCAAACCGGAAAGGAAGGGCUUCCUGGGAGUCGCUCCCACAACAUUGUUGCAGUCCCUAGUCCAACAUAAGCGAUGGUCCGGGGGCGAUUUCCAGAUCACCCUUUCGAGGCACUGUCCUUUUGUGUAUGGACACCGCAAGAUCCCUCUGAAGCUUCAAUUGUGCUACUGCAACUACUUGCUGUGGGCUGCGAAUUCCUUGCCGAGUCUGUACUAUGUGACCGUCCCAUCCCUCUGUCUCGUCCGAGGCAUCUCCUUAUUCCCCAAGGUGUCGAGUCUUUGGGGUUUACCCUUCAUGUAUGUCGUCAUUGCGACUAUGGCAUACAGCGCUGGAGAAUUCAUGUGGACGUGCAGAAGCACGCUACGAGGAUGGUGGAAUGACCAAAGAAUGGGGUUGUACCGGAGAACAACUUCCCAUUUUUUUGGCUUCUUGGACACCAUCCUGGGGCUGCUCGGUGUCGCCAAGACUGCCUUCAUCAUCACGGAGAAAGUGGCGGCCGACGACAUCUCGAAGAGGUACAAGCAAGAGCUCAUGGAGUUCGGCACACCCUCACCCAUGUUCACGAUUCUAACGACCAUCGCCCUGAUCAACGCAUCGUGCUUAAUCAGCACGACAAUAAGGUUUGUGAUGCACGGCCAGGCUCUAGACCAGCUCGCCAUGCAGAUUGGCUGGUGCGGUUCGCUGGUCUAUAUAAACCUGCCUUUAUACAACGGGCUUUUCUUCCGAAUAGACGAGGGGAGAAUGCCCGCCUCGGUGACGUAUAAGUCCGCCAUAUUUGCUCUACUGGCUUUUGCCCUAGCCUGGGUGUGAUCUACCAUUUCAUUAUGCUUGCUCGAAGCUACUGUAACAUCAUGAAUAACCAGAUCAUGUCCUAGUACACGAUAUUAAGUUGGAGAUAAUGAGGAUUUAUUGCUCCCAUUAUUGG